GUGUGGAAAUGAGAGGAAGGUUGAAUGCUAUUUUAACUCGAACCGCGAUCGCGACCCACCCGACCUUUCUCCCUUUCCAUUCAGCAGUCCUUUUUCAGUUUUCUCGCCAUAGCGUGAAAAAGUAUGGCUACUUAAAGUCAAAUGCCAGUCUGCAUUACGCGUACCCCCUCGAUUCACUUGUCAUGUUCCGGUUUACUUAACGUUUUCUUUAUUACUUUCCGUUUCGAUUGUUUUGUAAAAGUUUUCUUUCUUUUUUUUACGUUUUUCGACUCUGUUUUAAAUUAUUUUUUCGCGUUUUUUUCUUCGUUUGGUUUGUCGCUCUUUUUUUUUUACCUACUUGUUUCGGUCGUUUGUGUCGUGUGCUUGUUUGUGUGUUGCUUGUAUUUUUACUUGUGUGGAAUUAACAUUAGUUGGGAUUUUUUUUAAAAUUCAGUGCGGUGUUUUUUUUUCUACAUGAAUUGCGAUGUGUUGCAGGCGAUUGUGUUAAUUUUAGUACGAGUUUGCAUCUUGCUACUUCUGGAGUCGAGUUCCUGAAUCCUAGUGAUUGACAAUGAUGUAAAAGAAGUUUAAAAUUUGAUUUCUAUGGAAGCCGUAGAACGCAAUUGCCACGUUACCGAGUAUCUUCGUUUUAAACGCAGAAGAGUACCUAUUCCUGUUUUACCGCCUAGAGUUCCUGUUUGUGUUGAGAAAAAAUUUGGAAUUUCACGCCCAAAUGAAGCCGCAGCACGCCUCCUUUACGAAGACGACGUCGCCGUACAACGACAAACUAACCAAAAUUCGAUACGUGCACAUAAAUCACCGACACAAGUUGCCAAUUCAGCUGAAGCUCCGUCAACCUCGACCACCGCCACCUCGCCAUCAUCAGACGAUAACGAAAGGAAGACGCAGCAGACGGUAGCUGAAAGCGUACUUAAACUAUACGAUCCCCUCGACGACGCAGAAAGGCAGGAGAAAUUAACUGCAACAUCGGAUGCAUCUCGGUGCCGGUCUACUAAUGUAGCCUCGCUUGAUGAAAAUGCACCACCAUCAUCUAGUCAUCUCGUGAAUGGUGUCGCGAACGGCGGCCGUACGUGUAACCGGCCUAAUUCAUUAAACCGCGGUGACGAUGACGCUGACGAGACUCCUCCGCAUUCGAACGCGUUCGCGAUCCAACAGCCAGCCUGCUACGACACGUCCGCGUAUUCAUGCCGGCCAGUACCGAGUUUCGAAAAAUUUUCUUCAAGUGCGGUGAAUUCGACUAGAUUCGCGAUCGAGCCAAUGUACAUGGCUCGUAAAAUCGAUCUAGAUAUGUUGACAAAUGGUGGCGGAGGUGCGGUUGCUCUCGAUACCCGUGGUACUAAAUUCGCUUCGUCGUAUUGUAGAUCUGCCUCGGAACGGUGCCCCAACGAUGCUCUGCUUCACAGUUUGGAUUAUCGAUUUCGAUACGGUUUAUCUAGUCUGGAAAUAUGCUCGAAAUACGCGUCCCGGUCCCGAUCCACCGACAACGGAUUUGCUGCCAAAAGGGAGAAAUACGCAGCGUACAGCGAUCGGAUUACCUAUCAGGCAUCGACAGCGGCUGCCUUUUUUGCCAGAGCGUCUCAGAAGUUAAAGCUGAAUUCGUCGCCACAUAGGAGAAGAAGACGAGGCUCCGGGGCUGAAGAUGGAGCCUCGGCUGGAACCAAAAAUAUCGGCGGGUUUUCCAACCUGCUGCAUCGCAGUCCGCCUCCGGUACCGUCCGCUUUACUUAGGAAGAUCGGUCAAAAAGAAGCCACCGGAAUUGGAAAGGUGAAAGUUAUGCUCAAAGUGUGCGUUGACUCGAGCAGUACCGGAGAAGAUGCCAUCUCGCCUGUUUUCUCGAUGGAUAAGAAACGUAAACAGAUCACCCUUUAUGAGCCUGUUAAUUCUAAUGCUCAUAACGAUACACCGGAGGAAAGAAAAUGCGCUGUGUCUGCUCCGAAAAUGUUCGCCUUUGACGCGUUGUUUUCCGACGAUGAUCCUUUGGUGGAAAUAUGCGGAAAUGCGUUAACCGAUGUUAUUCAUGCUGUGAUUAAUGGAAACGAUGGGUGUAUUUUUUGUUUCGGUAAUGCUAAAUUAGGCAAAACCAAAACAAUGAUCGGAUCAUCGGAAUCAGCAGCCACUCUGGGCGUGAUACCUUGCGCCAUCACGUGGCUCUAUCGCGCGGUCAACGAACAAAAACAGAAAACUGGUGCUAGAUUUUCGGUUCGCGUAUCAGCGGUUGAAAUUACAGCCGCUUCGCAACAAAUCAAAGACCUUCUAACCGAUUACGCUUCGGAUAACGAACAAUCGCCCGGAGUGUACCUCAAAGAUGAUCCAGUUCUGGGAUCAAAUUUACAAAAUAGAAGCGAACUCAGGGCACCGUUACCAGAAAAAGCAGCCUUCUAUUUGGACGCUGCUCAAAACGAACGAUCAACCAGCGAAGAAUCGCAUUUUCUAUUCACGUUGCAUGUUUACCAAUACAAUGUUGCUAAUAAAGGCACAGUGGCCGGUGGUCGAAGUCGACUUUAUUUGAUCGACUUGGCCGGUAACGAUCGCUCCAAAUCGACCGGUUCGUUGUCUGUGUCAAAUCUGGGGAACGUAUUGUUGGCAAUUUUCAACGGCCAAAAGCAUCUACCAAGCAGAGAUCACAAGAUCACGCAAGUGUUGAAAGAAUGUCUGAGCUCGUUAACAUGCCAUGCGGCGAUGAUAGCUCAUGUUUCGCCGUCGGUGCAACAUUACCACGAAACAUUGGCCACGGUACAGAUGGCAUCGCGCAUACACAGGAUAAGAAGACGUAAAAUAAAGUUUAUCGGUGUUUCGAACGGCAUCAACACAACAGUCGACGAAAACGGACGUCUAACCAGCAGCUCGGAUUUCGAUCCAUCCAGCAGCGAGCAAUCAGCUGACACGGUCAUCUACGUCGGCCCCAGCGACGAAACCGAUGGCGAACACCCUCCGGUACACAUUCCAAACCUCAACUCAGCCGAUAACCGUGGCUUGAUCAGUAAAGUGCUUCGCGAAUCCGCCGAAUCCGGUGAAUUUCUACGAUCGAGUUCGAAAAUACCUCAAAUUUCAAAAUCAGUUCCAGCGUCUCCUCAAAAACUCGCCAAAACCGAAACCACUAAGACGGCUUUGAACUUAGCAUCGCGAAAACACCACCUUAAGGCGGGUUUCCAUAGCGCCCAUUCGUCUCCAGUUCGGACCCCGAAGACAUCCUGCGAACCGGUCAAACUGAGCGAAGAAAGGUGGAUCGAUGGUCCUCGUAUCUCCAAGUCUAAAAUAGCCGAAGCGAGAAAUGUACACAUGAUGAAAAAAGAAGGCCAGAAAUCCUCGUCGUGGAGUAAGAAAGAAACCUGGGUCGAUGGACCGAUGAAGAAACCAGUCACCGAACCAGCGUACGGUUUCAUGGAUAGCCAUAAGAAGAACAUGAUUCGAAAAUGGGUCGAAAAUCAAUCCUAUCAAAUGCAAUAUCGAAGUAUGAAAUGCCCCUCGGGUGAAACCGAACAACAAAAUAUACCGCAGUAUAAAAGUCUGACCGUUUUCAAAACCUGUGAUAAUGCUGAAGAGGCCGUCGAUAUGGAUUGUCGAGGGCAAGGCAGUGGACAAGAAGAAGAUGAUAGCGAAGAGCCCAUUAUCAAUGGUCAUAUUAGCGAAGAAACCUAUUGCAAGAGGGCGUAUUUGAUAGAAAAUCAUCAAAGAAUUGAGACCAGAUGUGACGAAAAUGAUCAAGAAGACGAGGAUAUUGAAAUCGAAAUUAUCGAAGUGGAAGAACCAGAGGAACCAGUUCCAAUGCAAGACUCCUGUUUACAGGUUACCGAAGAAGAUAUUGCUCUUUGUAUGGGAAGUCUUGAAAAUCCAUUACCCGAAGUUGAUCAAGAAGAGCAUCCAUUAAGGGUUCUCAGUCAAGAGAACAUGACCGUCGUUUCAACAUUUACUGAUUCCAUGUCAGUUGCUAACGAUUUAGACAGAAUAUUCCCAAGAUCUCGCUGGUAUCUCAAUCAUAAUUCCGUUCAACAAAAAUACUCGUCGAUUCGAGAUAACAUCAAAUUUAAUGAAAAAGAAACCAAAUCAGCUCUAUCUCGACUCGACGAAUCGCAUCACGAGAACAAGUUCAAUAUGAAUUCGUGCUUUUCGAAGCAUUUAAACGGUACCGAUACGCUGCGUGCUGUUUCACGCUGCCAAUCGUUGAUAUUUUCCGAACUGUGCAAUCCAGCUGAGAAUAAUUUACGUAAUACUAACGAUUUUGAGAACAGCAGUAUAGCCAGCGAACCUGCCUAUCUCGCUAACGUUACCGGAAACGAUAGAUUGUGCGAGAAUUGCAAAGUUAGCUUGACAUCAAUACAAUAUGAUUCUCAGCGGAAUACUUAUUGGUCUCAUCAGGACGAUUUGAGUUUAGGAAAGUUGCAAUCAUAUAGGCAUAUGAAAAACAUAAUGAAUUUAAGGCAUCCGGACGGCGCUUCUAACCCAAAUUUACAAGAAAUGGAAGGAAACUCGAAAUUAACCAACGGAAAUGGUAAAACCACCGCCGAAAAUGAUUCGGAAGAAGAGGACGAAUCAGCUGUGCCACUUCCUUUAACCUCGAAAUUAUUAACGCUCAGUCGAGAGGGAUUAGAAAACAGACUUUUCACGAAACACUGUGAUAGUUCAGAAUUUACCAAUGGCACCGUAGACCAAAGAUUCUGUAAUGGGAUAAAAAAGAACGAUUUAUUUUCUCAUAAAGGUCAGUUUUCCAAAGCGAACGUUAAAAAAUUACAAACGUACCGAGUGGAAUUGAAGAAUAAAAAAUAAUCUCGGAAAAGUUUACACAAUCCCGAAUCAAAUCCAGUUCCAGUCGCUAAAAUUACCACGCUUUUGUGUCAUGGCGUGAAUUUACAAAUACAUACUACUAUGUACUUAUGUAUUCGUCAUCGAAAGUUUUUGCUAUUAUAAUACAAUUUGUAUGGAAUAUUUUUCUUAAUUUUUUCCCUCUCUUUCUUAUUUAUAUAUUUUGGUAUAUAUUUUUGUUAUAUUACAUUUUGAUUUUUUUAUGCGCUUGUUAACUUAUUUUUAUUUCUAGGAAUAAAUUUUUUUCCAAUUUU
Messenger RNA from Planococcus citri (citrus mealybug), 5054 nucleotides. Its product is annotated as kinesin-like protein CG14535. The transcript is spliced from 20 exons. The coding region runs from base 583 to 4764 and encodes 1393 amino acids. Gene Ontology annotation, molecular function: microtubule motor activity; ATP binding; microtubule binding. Lineage: Eukaryota; Metazoa; Arthropoda; Insecta; Hemiptera; Pseudococcidae. Gene Ontology annotation, biological process: microtubule-based movement. The record is from RefSeq and is a predicted model, not a curated record.